UAUAAAAUAAAAAAAUAAAAAAACAAAAUAUAUUAUUGGGGUUAUGUUACGUUUGUCGAUUUCAUUGUAUUAUUUGAGUUUUAUUAUUUAUAUAUAACUAUUGAUAUGGAAAAACAUUUUGCAGCCUUAAAAUUAUUCGAUUCAGAUUCUGAUAAGAUAUUAAAAGAAGCACUUAAUUAUUCUGAAACGUCAUCUUCUCAUCGAAUUUGUUUAAAUCAAAUUUAUCGGUCUAAAAGUCAAUCUAACUUGGUUAGACAAUAUAGUUAUGAACAAAUAUUUAAUGAAAAUAUAACUUCAAAACAAAUAAAAUUACCAGAAUUUACGCAAACUGGCAAUAAAGCUAUCAAUUAUCAAACAACGGAAUUUUAUUAUAGCCCGAAUAAAUCUCUUAAUAGACAGUUUUCCAAAAGUAGUAAUAUAUUACAAGCACCAAAAUUUGUUUUAAACAAAACAUCAAAUGAAAUAUCUUCUAGUGCAAAUAAUAUAAAUGAAUCAAACUCUUUGUUGUAUUGUCCUAUAAAAAAUACAACAACAAAUGUGACAGAUACAAAAAAAGAAGUUGAAGAGUUAUCAUCUGUAAAAUUAAAUAAUUGUGAAGAAGUACAUACUAUAUCAGAAGUAAAAGAUGUUACAAAAAUUAUAGACGAAAAGACAUAUCAAAAUAUAAAAAAGAAGUUCAGACCAUUAGUAAUGAAGAAUAAAAUUGCUCAAAAAAAAAAGACAAAUAUGUGUUAUUAUAGUUGUUUAACUUUAGGCAUAUUACCAGUAAUUGCAAUUAUAUUUGCAUUACUGUUAGAUUUAAAUGUACCCACAUUUUGUGAUCGUGCUAUGAUUUUUUCAAAUGCUAGUCAAGAAUUACAAAAAAAAAUACAUGGACAGGAAAAUGCAAUUUCACAAAUUAUUAAACAUUUAAAUCAAGAUUUCUUUUAUUUGAAAGUUUUAUGUCUCAUAGGUGGAACAGGAGUUGGGAAAUCUUAUACUGUCGAUACAAUAGCAAAACAUUUUCCUUUUAGAAAAGCGAUUCAUACAUAUGAUGCAUUGUUAGAUUAUUCUAUGGACAUAAAUAUAUUAAAUUCAUUACCUUCAUAUCAAUUAUUUAUUAUGGAAAAUUUAAAAAUAAAAGAUUUGGAUGUCUUUUCUAACAUACUAGAUGCGCUAAGUCAAAAAAGAGAUAAAUGUAUUACAAUAAUAGCAAUUUUUAAUGUAGAAGAAAUAAAUGAUAACUUAGAAAGAAAAAUAGAUUUAAUACAAAGUAGAAAUAAAAUUCAAGAAAUACUGAUUAGGAAAAAAAUUGAUAGUUUAAUUGUUCCUUAUCAACCGUUGAGUGAAGAAACAUUACAGAUUUGUAUAAUAGAAGCAGCAACAGCUAGUGAUUUAACACUUACAUUGGAUCAAAUAAAUGAAAUCAAAAAAAGCUUAUUGCAGUUUGGCAGUGGCUGCAAAGGAGCCUAUGCUAAGGUACAAAUUAUUGAUAAACACUAAAGGUCAGUUAUGAAUUUUUUGAAACAUACAUUUUCUUUUCUCUAAAAAAAAAAAAGAAAAUGUUCAAGACUAAAAUCUAUAAA
Messenger RNA from Apis mellifera (honey bee), 1565 nucleotides. RefSeq lists its product as uncharacterized. NCBI's taxonomy places the organism in Eukaryota, Metazoa, Arthropoda, Insecta, Hymenoptera, Apidae. The record is from RefSeq and is a predicted model, not a curated record. The coding region runs from base 106 to 1482 and encodes 458 amino acids. The transcript has 2 exons.